AUGCUAUCUUUACCGUCGUGUUGUCGAUGUGGUUGUGCAAAGGCUUCUUUAUGGGCCAAUGAAUUUGAUUUAUCGCUUCAUCCUGAUGGCGACUUUCAACAAAUUGAAUUCGACCAAAUUUCGGACUUUAUCAAGCGUGUUGAGAAGCAGUUAGUUGUAAAUGAUGGUGAUGCGCUGGAUCAAUUCUGUAAAAACUUCUCAGAUCAUGUGAAUUCAAGGAAUUCUAAUCAUAAACUUCGUGUAGCUAUUAUACUUGAUAAUUCAGGUCCUGAACUAGCUGCAGAUCUAUGUCUUGCAGAGUAUCUCCUUACAAGUCACAUUGCUGACCAUGUAUCAUUUCAUGGUAAAAGCAUUCCAUGGUUUGUAUCAGAUGUCACUGGCAAAGAUUUUAAUUGGCUACUAAAUAUGAAUAUUUUGGAGUUGGAGGGUGCUAACAAUGAUCAAUAUGCCCAUUUGGUUUCAAAGUGGUCUGAAGUCUGGCGAAAACGGAUUCAAGAUAGCAGUUUUCGCUUUGAAACUUCGUACUUUUGGACUACUCCCUGCACAUAUGACGAGAUCGAAGUAGUUGACGCUUCACUUUACCAGGAUUUAUCAAGAAAUUAUGAUUUAAUAAUAUUCAAGGGUGAUCUCAAUUACCGCAAGCUUUUAGGUGAUCGUCAGUGGAAACCUGACAACCUAGACGAUAAGAUCAAUGCCUUCUAUCGAGUGCAGAUUGGUAGAUCACCAAGCUGUACGUGUUCAAAGAAGUUAGAAGAUCCAAAACUCGGAGACCCAAUCACCGAUUGCCCAUGUGGACCAAUGGUUGUAGCUCUUCGAGUUGCGAAAUCAGAUGUAGGUGUGGGUGUAGAUCAUGAUCGUCUUAUCGAGCUGCAAAAUGAAACAAAGGAAUGGUGGACCAUUGGCAAAUAUGGUUUCAUUCAAAUUAUUUCUCCUAUUGUUUUCAGUGCUUCAUGA
Schistosoma mattheei is the source of this 954-nucleotide messenger RNA. NCBI's taxonomy places the organism in Eukaryota, Metazoa, Platyhelminthes, Trematoda, Strigeidida, Schistosomatidae. The record is from the annotation of a GenBank genome assembly.